AUGCGCGCGCCGCGGAGCCCGGCGCAGUCCGGCCGGCGUCCGGCGCAGGCGCCGACCAGAGCCCUGCUGGCCCUGGCCGCGUGCGCCCGGCGCGGAGCGGCCGCUGGCGCCUCGGAGGCGGAGCCGGCCGUUGGGCUGGGCGCGGCUUUGGGCCUGCCGAUGGGGCCCGCGGCCGUCGACUGGGGCGUCGGCAGCGAGCCCGCCGCCGCGCAGGACGAACAGGGCUUGCUGGCGCAGUCCUCGGACGCCGGUCCGAUCUCCGCCCCCUGCCGGUUCUGCAAGGAGCCGCGGCCGCCGGGCCUGCCGCCCGCGCGGAGGGCCGCCCUCUCCCGGGGAGGGCCGCCGGGCUCCGCGCCCGCCCGGGGGGCCCGCGCGGAGGCGCAGUUGGCGGCGGUGGACGCCGACGCGUGCUACGGCCUCGGACUGACGCCGCUGCAGUUUUUCGCAGCCGCCUCGUGCGGCUCCGUGCUGGCCAUCUUCUGCGUCACCGGGGCCCUUGCGGUGGGGCGGCCGAGGCGGCGCGGAUGGGCGGCACUGCCUGGCGAGGGUUCGUGGGCCGAGGACUCCCACGGGGGCGACCCCGACGUGGAGGGCGUCGAGCUGCCGGCCGCCUCGAGGCGGUGCAGCCUCGGCGGGGCCUCGGGGCCCUGCUGGCUGGCCGCGUGCGGCCCCACUGGCGCGGAGGGCCAGGCCCCGCGGAGGUCGAGCCGCUGGGGCGCCUCCAUGAAGGAGCUCCGUGGCGCCGCGCCGGUGCCGCCGCCCCUGCCGCUGGCGGACGAGACCGACGGGCUCCUCGGCGGAG
Molecule: messenger RNA, 802 nt
Organism: Prorocentrum cordatum
Lineage: Eukaryota; Dinophyceae; Prorocentrales; Prorocentraceae
Source: the annotation of a GenBank genome assembly